AGGUUACCAUCUUGCAGCUCCGCUACAUACAAUAACAACAAACAAAACAAACAUUCUUUAAAAAUUUCUGGGGGUUGCAAGGAGAGGAAAAAUAUAAAAUAAAAGGCACAAAAUCUUACCAGUCCUAAAAGGAAAGUGACUCAUUGAUGGUUUUAUACAAUUCCGCAUGGGAUUUAUUAUGUUUGGAUAAGUACUUUUUUUUUUUUUUUUUUUUUUUUUUAGCUUUUUACUGUAUUUUUAAUCAAAUAAAUGCAGCGAGCAGAACAGACUUCUUUAAAUCAAAACCAUUUCAAAAUCUUACCAACCCCAAACUUUUGAACAGUACUGUAACCAUUUUUUUCUGCUUGAACCUGCAGGAAUCAAGAGACAUUUUGAUUCUAUCAUUAAAAAAGUCAAGGCGGGAAUCAGGAAGUCCAGUGCAGACCAUCAUAAUCUACAGGUGUUGAAAGGAUGUUCUGAAGCAUUCAUACCUCAAGAGACAUCGAGCCUAGUAGCCAUUAUGAGAGACCCCCUGCCAAGAUCAUAAUCAAAAGUCCCCAGGAUCAUUUUGUUAAACAUGAUCAAGACAUUUGUGGUUUGUGGUUGGAAAGAAACGUUCAUGUGGUGGAUGCAGACCUCUAUAAAAGAGCUCCACAUGUCUCUGAGGAGCACAUCUGAACCUUGAUUCUGAAAGCUUCAUCUUCACACUGGUUAGAGAUCAUCUGCUAAGAUGCUCCGCAACAUCUUUCUUGUCAGCUUGCUCAUAUAUGCAGUCUGUGCAGCUCAUUGGGAGAUCCGUGAGGUGGACUCUGCUGAGGACCAAGACGAAGAGAUUUCUGCUGACAGCAUGUCGACACAGCAGAUAUUUAAUAAGUGCGAUAUAUGCAAAAAAAUCAUGAAGGCAGUGAAAAAGAAACUCUCCGCUAAUGCAACACCGCAUGAAAUUAAAGAAAAGCUGAACAACGCCUGUAAUAAAUUGAAGCUGGUGAGUGGUCAGUGCAAGAAACUUGUUCAGAAGUAUCUACACGCUAUAAUUGAUGAGCUGAUGACAGAGGAUGGGCCAAACACCAUCUGUACUAAAAUUCAUGCCUGCAAGUCAAACCCACCAAUAAAGGAGUUCAUUUUUGUACAUGAUCAAGCUCAUGACAAUUUCUGAAUGAAAAUAAAUUAUUGCAUUGAAAGCAUAACAGUAUAUGUAUUACAGUGAAAACAAAAUAAAA
Carassius auratus (goldfish) is the source of this 1199-nucleotide messenger RNA. Its product is annotated as antimicrobial peptide NK-lysin-like. The transcript has 7 exons. NCBI's taxonomy places the organism in Eukaryota, Metazoa, Chordata, Actinopteri, Cypriniformes, Cyprinidae. Bases 710 to 1135 code for a protein of 141 amino acids. Gene Ontology annotation, biological process: lipid metabolic process; defense response to bacterium. The record is from RefSeq and is a predicted model, not a curated record.